Molecule: messenger RNA, 5089 nt
Organism: Poecilia reticulata (guppy)
Lineage: Eukaryota; Metazoa; Chordata; Actinopteri; Cyprinodontiformes; Poeciliidae
Biological process (GO): positive regulation of neuroblast proliferation; glial cell differentiation; central nervous system development
Cellular component (GO): perineuronal net; synapse
Molecular function (GO): calcium ion binding
Source: RefSeq, a predicted model, not a curated record
CUAAGGAUGAGGACAGUGUUCAAACAGGUCACAGAAUGAGACCUUCACUUUCCACAGUAACAGGCAGAACAGAAAGUUCAUCUGCUGCUUCUCCAGUAGAUAGAGACUUUACAAGUGGCCAAACCAUUGACAUGUCCCCAACCCUGUCUGUUGUUACAGAAUUAUCUUCAUCUGAUAUCAUCAGUGAGAAAGCACAAUCUCCUGAAACUAGGACGAUUCAAAUAAGCACAGAUCCCGAACAUUCUGGAGAAGGAUCUGCUGCUUUUACUGACAAGUCAGUUGUGACCAUUGCUACUGCAUUCUCAACAUCUACUGUCUCUGACGGUAAACCCAUGAGCCCAUCAACACUUUCCCCGAUUACUCCAUCUGCCUCAUCAUCCACAACUCCACAUGAUCAGAUUGAUGAAAUGUAUACAAUGUUUCCAAUGGUGGAGUCUAUUCCUCUAAUCAGUGGAUCAAGUCUCUACAGUAUUGACACAACAACAGUAACUAUAUCUCCUGAAUCAGAGUCUGUCUCCGUGAGAACAGGACAAAGUACUUCUGGUGAAAACAUCACUAUGUCUACUGACACAACCAUCACACCAACCAUAUCUGGUUCUUCUGCUUUCAAUAUUCUGUCUGACUUGACAUCUAGAAAAACUGAAACAAGCCGAUCAACGCUUUCUCCAAUUACUUCGUCUGCUUUUAACAACAUGUACUUUUUGACAUCAAAAAAAGCUGAAAAAAGUCAUACUACAAAACCAGAUGUUUCUUUAGGUGUCUCUUCUCCUUUGCAGAUCAAAACUACUUUAUCUACAGUAACAGAUGAAAGCCAUAAGGCCAUGCCUCAGACAACAUCUGAGUCUGAUGGAACGGUUUCAUUUAUGUCAUCAUUUGAAGUCACUACAAGUUUGUCCACUAAUGAACCUAUCUUUUCUUUUACCAAUGAAGAGGUGACCUCACCAGAGACUGAUGAUUUCAAUGAUACAGAAUCUUCAGGCUUCGAAGGAUCUGCAGACAUAGAUGACACAGUGCAUAAAAUGCAAACAGAAGCUCAGCAGCCCUUUGUUGAAACAUCUGCCCUAGCAAUCACUCCAGCAAUCUUAACAGAUGCCAAGCACACCGAACUGACCACAAAAUCUCACAAUGGUUUUUUUGUUGCAACAGAUGAGGCUGAGACAGAUGAGACUGAGAGUCGAUCAUUAACAAGUCUUUCUGACAAAAACAUUUUCUCCUCAACCUUAGCCCCACACAUGACAAAUAGAAAGACUAACUUUGCUGAUCUUGGAAUUGGAAAUGGUUCUUCUGAUGCCAACCCCAGUGAGUCAACAUUUCAACCAGUUUCUAAUUCUCCUCUUAAUACCAGAUCAAUUAUUGAUUUGAAACAUUCCCAUAUCCCUGAUACUACUGGCUCUGUCACAUUUACCCUCCCUCCAUCAACAUUAGUUUUAGAAUUCGCCACAUCUUCCACCCCUGUGACUGAGAAACCAGUUGAGUUUUCUUUGAGUAGCACUGUUCACUCAGUUUCCUCAGUGUCGGUGUAUAAGGAAAAAGACAGUUCAGGUCAUGGCUCAACAACUCCUGAAAGCUUAUCUCCAGGAAAUACAUUUCCUCCUUUACAGGCAUCUAGUACAACACAACUAACAACUCACAAAUCAAAAUCAUAUUCAGGCUUUACUUUAACAGAUAAUAGGAGUAUAGGUGACCAAACCUUUGACAUAUUUACCUCAAACCCAGCGAUAACCAACAACGUCACAUUUGGAGACAUGUCAGAUGAAACUGAAACCUUUGUUUCAAUUAAAACAACAUUUGAUGAGCAGGUUUCCAAAAAAGGGGUUGAACAUUUCUCAAAUACAGAAAACCCCCUCAGUUUUGAACCAAUUAAACAUCCAGAUUCAAGAACAAAAAGUCCAAAUAAAGAUGGAGUGGCAAUAGAAGCAACACAAUCAUCUCACAGAGCAGACUAUGUUAUAAAUGAUCACAUAAUUAAUAGUUCUAGCAGUGACACUAAUAAAAAAUCAACAUCCACACCAUCUCCUGGUAUUAUAUAUCACAGUAACAAAGAACAACAGGUUGUGAUUGUUAUGCCAAGUCACGGCCAAACUGAGACUGACCAAGCUAAACAAAUGCCUACUAUGGUCUUGCAUGCAUCUGAACCAUCAAGCAGUGCAUCCAUUCUAUUCACAGAGGACACAAAAGAUGAAGAUAAACUGUUUUCUGGAGUCACAUAUAAUUUGAGGCAAGAAAGUUCCACCUCCGAAGUCAGCACAAAGGAUGAUAUGUUCAUUAAUUUUGAUACUGUAUCUGUAGUUUCCUCCUCUCCAUUUUACCCAACUAUCCAGACAGAAGAAGUUGAAGUUGAUUCAGCAAUUACAAUGACACAAGAUAUGGACUUAACAGAAGAACCGGAAGGCUCAGGGGCUGUCAAUGCUCCAUUUUUUACUCCUUCACCAGUAACUACAGACCCAGUUUCAGUCACUGACCUCUCAAGAUCUUUUUUGUUAUCAACUCAAGCUACUACUGAGUCUGCACAUUCAAAUUCUAAAGAAAGCCUUGGUGGACAUACAGCCCAAACUACUACUUUUUCUGCUGGAAUUGAUCAAAACAGAUCAAUGACUUCAUCAACAAAAACUAAAGUAUCUUCAGUAACUGGAGUUUCAAGUAAACUUGUUUCCUCUAACCCUAUUCUCAAAGAUAUUUCAGCUUCAGCGUCAUCUGACUAUAUAAUUAAAUUCCACUCAACUAUUUCCCCUGUAGUAACACCUCAGAAAUCAUUUGAACAAGUGAGAUCAGCGAUCACAAACACACACCACCCACAACCAGAGAAUUUAUCUGAAGAAUUAUCACAAGCCACAGUUUACCCUAUGUCCACAAAUCAUGGAAAACUUCUGGUUGAAGAAUCAACCAAUUUUCAUCCUGUUAAUUAUUCUGUGAGUCAGGUUGAUAAUGGUUUGGCAAGUCAUGUGACAGCUCUCCCAAAACUAAUUUCUGAUGCAAACGUUGGAAAACCACCAUCCCCACAGAGUAGCUUUUACCCUGACAAUGAUCAUCAUACCCCAGUCAGUGGUGCAGGGAACCAAACACUUCUUCAAUUUGUUUCUCAGUACAAUGAAACCGCAAAAUCAAACACAAGUGAAGUGGAUAUUUCCACAAUGUCCAAAGCAUCUACAAGUGAGUCUUCCCAGACUGUAUUCAAGGCAACUGCUUCAACAAUAUCAAAGAUGGAAUUGAUUAACCUUGAAAGCACCUUAGGGGGAACAAUCAGUACAAUUGAUAUCAGUACAGGUGAUGAAGAAACUACCACAAGUAUCCAUAGAGAAUUAACAACAUCAACAACACAAUCACCAAACCAGGUAGAAUUAGGUACAUCUUUAGCCACACAACCUUCAUCCUUUUCUGAGGAAGAAGAAAAACACGACAGGAAAAUGUCAACAUCUCCAUUCCUUAAUGGAAGAGGCCCAGCAACAGAAGAAGGAACAACCCCCUCUAUCCAAAUAAGACUGGAUGUGGGCCACACAGUUGUUGGCGAGACUGUGGACUUUUCUGGAAUGUAUUCAUGUAAGGAGAACAUUUGUCUGAAUGGAGGAUCUUGCUUCAAGAGUGGCAGCAUCUAUUCAUGUAGCUGUUCUCCGGGAUACACUGGUCAUCAGUGUGAAACGGACAUCGAUGAGUGCCAGUCAAAUCCAUGCCGUAAUGGAGGCACAUGUGUUGAUGGGCUGGCUUCCUUUACAUGUGUGUGUCUCCCAAGCUACUCUGGGCUUUACUGUGAGGAAGAUACUGAAACAUGUGACUAUGGUUGGCACAAGUUUCAGGGCCAUUGCUACAAAUUCUUCCCCCAGAGGAAAGGUUGGGACUCUGCAGAGCGAGAGUGCCGCAUUCAGGGAGCUCAUCUCACCAGCAUCCUUUCCCACGAAGAACAACAGUUUGUCAACCGUCUUGGACAGGAUUACCAGUGGGUUGGCCUGAAUGAUAAGAUGUUUGACAACGACUUCCGCUGGACUGAUGGCAGCCCUGUGCAAUAUGAAAACUGGAGGCCCAACCAGCCCGACAGCUUCUUCUCGUCUGGAGAAGACUGUGUGGUGAUGAUUUGGCACGAGGGUGGCCAGUGGAACGAUGUCCCGUGCAACUAUCACCUAACCUUCACAUGCAAGAAAGGCACAGUGGCCUGCAGCCAGCCCCCUGUGGUUGAAAAUGCACGUACCUUUGGUAGAAAGCGUGAGAGAUAUGAAAUCAACACACUGGUGAGGUAUCAGUGUCGAAAUGGGUUCAUUCAGAGGCAUGUUCCAACCAUCCGCUGCCGUGGCAAUGGACGGUGGGAUACACCUAAAAUCUCCUGUAUAAGCCCGUCGAGCUACCAGAGGUCCUUCAUGAGGAGACAUCAACCCCACGCUCUCUACAGUAUCAAUAAUUUCAAAAAAUGGCAGGAUGAGUCCUUGCGCCACCACCUUCAGCGCAACAGGGGAAGAAGAGACAGAACGGCACAAAAGAGGACAAAGCAAUGAUUUCCAAGAGAAAUCAAGAACACUUGCUUGACGGUUGUAAGAAAGGAAGACCAGAAAACAAAAAGUGCGUUAAAAAAAGAUCAUCAACAGAAACCGAGAGGAUAAACUGCAAGUUUCUUGUAUUUACAAUGACGAUAAUAUCUUAUAAAGUGCCUUUGAAAUAAUUUUACCUGAUGAUUCGUUUCAAGAGAGACUGCUACAUUCACAGUGAGGACAAACUCUUUCAGCUGGCUUCUGGAAGCACUAUGAGCUGUCUACUUUGAUAUUCUUUUAUGUUUUUUAUUUUAUAUUUUAUGUUGACUAAUUAUAUGAAACAUUCAUUGUUGCUGUCUGAUGCAUCAACUGUGCUAUUUGAAGCCAAUGCAAGUGUCCAGCAUAUAUAGAAAGAACAUAAUACAGCUUAUGUCACAUAAAAAGAAUUUAUUUUGUCGUCCUGUUUAAUGCUGGAAUGCAUGAAUGCAUACGCAUUAAUAUGUUUUCUCAAUUUAAUCAAAGACCCUACAUGUCAUGAGUUGUAGUUUUUCUCAGAUUGCAAAUAGGGCUAUUAAUUAGUACAGUGCAAGAGUUUUUUUUUUGUUUUUUUUAAUAUAAAAAAACUUUUUUCUUUU